AUGGAGUCUUCGUUGGCGGGGACCGGCGAAAGUAAAUUUGGGGUGAAGCCAUCUACCACAAGAAGGCGGCGCCGCAGCCCCGUGAGGCGUGAGGAGGACCCUCACACGCAUGGAGUCGAUGAGCCCAAGGGUCAAAAGGGGGCAGUGCAGGCAGAUAAUUCACCCGAGCAGCCAGCAGCCAAACGACCACGGACGGAAUCCAAGACGCAUUCCACCUUUGUGGAGCUUCGCCGUACUCUGGUUGAUGCGGCAGCGGUGGCCAACUUCAUUGAGCAACACCACGAUACGAAGCUGCGUGAUGUGAAGCAGGUCAACAAUUUCUAUCAGGCCAUUAGCAACUGCACGGAGGACUUCUUUGCCUCACUCUGUCAAGAACACAGGCGUCAUGUACACCUCGCACUGGAGCGAAUGUUUGAACUGUAUGCGACAGGGAAGGCCACAAUAUCUCCCGCGGCACAUGAGUUUCUCAUUCGCUGUGAACAGAAUGGUGUGAAGACGGUGAAAUGGGCCACCGAACUCGAGUCCGAAGCACCAACCACUAUUGAUAAUAGUACUUCCACAGAGGGCACAGCAAUAAAGAGGCAGCAACAACAACAGCUGCUGCCAGUCUUGUUGUCCCCCCGAGAACUUCUCAAGAGACUUGCGGGUAUUGAUCCGCGCGGGAGGCUGGAACGUAUGAUAGAAAUGUGUUUCACUCUAGGCGACCUCUACACAUGCGCGCGUAAACUGUGUAAGGUGACAGGGGGUGAAAAGGGUUUGGAAUACGCAGCAACGUGUCAAUUGAUCAGCAAAACCGCCUCAAAGGCCCGCCGGAUUUGUGGGGCAGCGUUGCUUGCCGAUGAGCCACAUCUCUCUAGCGAGGAAGCGGCGACACUGAGUAACGUGAUCACCACCCUUAUUUCUGUAACGGAGCGUGCUUUGGCUGCACGACCCCCUUCCACGUCUCAACAGCCCAUCUCAAAAUUGGCUCACUUUGCCAAGUGGUGCGAGGGCUACGGACUCCUUGAAAGAAGCCACAUGGAAGCUGUUGCCGCUCUUGAGGCACAGGCGACGCGUGAUUUGGGAUUGCAGGCAACUCAACUGGAGACGGUGAUGAUGCUUAAGGCGCUUCCCACUGGUGAUGAGGCGGCGGUGCGCGCGGCCCUUGAAGGCAUAUGGAAUGAGCGGGAUUGUCAUUUUGAUCCUUACAGCGCAGACGUGCUGUCGUCCAUUGCGGUUGUGUCAGCUGCCGAAGGCAUGUCAGAUGCGUUUAGGGCUCUCGUCGCCGCGAGGCUCGUAAAGACGCAGCAACGACAACUACAUGGAAGCGGUCUGCAGCUUCCACGACGGGCGCUGAAGUUUGUGAAUGACGAAUACUCGAGAGAGAAGAAGGAGUCAAUCAAACGUAUGCUUGCCGCCGAGCAGGAGAAGAGGGAGAAAACACAGGCGACAUAA
Molecule: messenger RNA, 1434 nt
Organism: Trypanosoma rangeli
Lineage: Eukaryota; Euglenozoa; Kinetoplastea; Trypanosomatida; Trypanosomatidae
Exons: 1
Coding region: 1-1434 (477 amino acids)
Source: RefSeq, a predicted model, not a curated record